This is a messenger RNA of Fukomys damarensis (Damara mole-rat), 3830 nucleotides long. RefSeq names its product serine protease 12 (gene Prss12). Gene Ontology annotation, molecular function: serine-type endopeptidase activity. The transcript has 11 exons. The record is from RefSeq and is a predicted model, not a curated record. Gene Ontology annotation, biological process: proteolysis. NCBI's taxonomy places the organism in Eukaryota, Metazoa, Chordata, Mammalia, Rodentia, Bathyergidae. Gene Ontology annotation, cellular component: dendrite; terminal bouton; membrane. The coding region runs from base 57 to 2327 and encodes 756 amino acids.
CCUCCCUCCAAAACCCCAAGCUGAGAGCAUGGACCAGACCUCGCGGCGCUGGCAUCAUGACGCUCGCUCGGUUCUUGCUGGCUGUGAUGUUGGGGGCGCUCCCCGAAGUGGCCAGCGUUGAUCCGAUCCUCAGUUAUCCGCCGUGCCUCCGCUACCGCCAUUCGCCCCCUGGGGGUGCCCAGUACCCCGACUACCGGACGCCUCCGUCACCCCUGUGCCCCCGGCGGGCAGUCCCUGUCCUGCGCCCACACGCUUUCCAGGCUGGACACUCGCCGCCACCUCACCCCGGUCGCUGCCCCGCUGGGCAGCCCGGGGCCAACGUGACGGACCUGGGCUCCCCGUGUCUGAGAUGGGCGGAGGUGCCACCCUUCCUGGAGCGGUCGCCCCCGGCGAGCUGGGCUCAGCUGCGAGGGCAGCGACACAACUUUUGCUGGAACCUGGACGGUGCGAGCAGACCCUGGUGCUUCUAUGUGGACGCCCGUGGCCAGGUGGACUGGAGCUAUUGCGCCUGCAGACUAGGCCCCUCGUUUCCUGUCCUUCGCCUCUCUGGUGGCAGCAGUGUACGUGAAGGUCGAGUGGAGCUCUACCACGCUGGCCAGUGGGGGACCAUCUGUGACGACCAGUGGGACGAUGCAGAUGCAGAAGUGAUCUGCAGGCAGUUGGGUCUCAGUGGCAUUGCCAAAGCAUGGAAUCAGGCAUAUUUUGGGGAAGGUUCUGGCCCCAUAUUGUUGGAUGAAGUACUCUGCACUGGGAAUGAACUUUCAAUUGAGCAGUGUUCAAAGAGUUCCUGGGGUGAGCAUAACUGCGGCCACAGAGAAGAUGCUGGGGUGUCUUGUACCCCCCUUGCAGAUGGGGCCAUCAGACUUGCAGGUGGGAAAGGCAGCCACGAGGGUCGCUUGGAGGUGUAUUACCGGGGACAGUGGGGCACUGUCUGUGAUGAUGGCUGGACUGAGCUCAAUACUUACGUGGUUUGUAGACAGCUGGGAUUUAAGUAUGGCAAACAAGCCUCUUCAAGCCAUUUUGAAGAAAGCCCAGGGCCCAUCUGGCUGGAUGAUGUGAGCUGCUCAGGAAAGGAAACGAGUUUUCUUCAGUGUUCCAGGAGACAAUGGGGAAAGCAUGACUGCAGCCACCAGGAAGACGUGGGCAUCACCUGUUACCCUGGCAGCAAUGGGUAUAAACCCUCCCUGGGUUUUCCUGUAAGACUUAUGGAUGGAGAAAAUAAAAAAGAAGGACGAGUGGAGGUUUUUAUCAGUGGACAGUGGGGAACAGUUUGUGAUGACGGAUGGACUGAUAAGGAUGCAGCUGUGAUCUGUCGACAGCUUGGUUAUAAGGGUCCUGCCAAAGCAAGAACCAUGGCUUAUUUUGGGGAAGGGAAAGGACCCAUCCACAUGGACAAUGUGGAGUGUACAGGAAAUGAGAGGUCUUUGGCUGACUGUAUAAAGCAAGAUAUUGGGAGUCACAAUUGCCGUCACAGUGAAGAUGCAGGAGUUAUUUGUGAUUAUUUUGGCAAGAAAGAGUCAGGUAACAGUCAUAAAGAGUCCCUCUCCUCUGUUUGUGGUCUGAGAUUAUUGCACCGUCGGCAGAAGAGGAUCAUUGGUGGGAAAAAUUCUUUAAGGGGUGGCUGGCCUUGGCAGGUUUCCCUCCGGCUGAAGUCAGCCCAUGGAGAUGGCAGGCUUCUUUGUGGGGCGACGCUCCUGAGCAGCUGCUGGGUCCUGACUGCAGCACACUGUUUCAAGAGGUAUGGUAACAGCAGUAGAAACUAUGUUAUCCGGGUUGGAGAUUAUCAUACUUUGGUGCCAGAGGAGUUUGAAGAAGAGAUUGGAGUUCAACAGAUUGUGAUUCACCGGGAGUAUCUCCCAGUCAGUAAUGACUAUGACAUUGCCCUAGUUAAAUUACAAGGCCUGGAGGAGCAAUGUGCCAGAUUCAGCAGCCAUGUUUUGCCAGCCUGUUUACCACUCCGCAGAGAGAAGCCACAGAAGACAGCCUCCAAUUGUUACAUAACAGGGUGGGGAGACACAGGACGAGCAUAUUCAAGAACACUACAACAAGCAGCCAUCCCCUUACUUCCCAAGAGAAUUUGUGAAGAACGCUAUAAAGGAAGGUUUACUGGGAGAAUGCUGUGUGCUGGAAACCUCCAGGAACACAAACGUAUGGACAGCUGCCAGGGAGACAGUGGAGGACCACUCAUGUGUGAACGACCUGGAGAGACCUGGGUUGUGUAUGGGGUAACUUCCUGGGGAUAUGGCUGUGGAGCCAAGGACUCUCCUGGUGUUUAUACCAAAGUCUCAGCCUUUGUACCUUGGAUAAAAAGUGUCACCAAAUUGUAACUCACACAAACUUCAACAGUAAAUAUUUGAAGAAUUGAUGGAAACUAUUAGCUCCAGUAUUAGAACUACGUAACUAUGGGAAACAGAGACCCAUGUUUCAACUUUUUUAAUAUAUAAAUUGUGUAGUCCUUGCUACCUUUGUGAUAUGAAUACUUUUGGUUAGAUACCUCAGAGUAUUAUCUUUAAUUGCAUUGUACUCUGAUUUAAAUUACUGGGGAAUUUUUUUCUUUUUUUUCAGCAUUCUCCAUUUUUUGACUUUGUAAUAAGGCUGUUUCCAUUUGUUUGGAUUGAGAACAGCCUAUAAUUGAACCAAUAUGGGGUAUGGAUUUGUAGGGAGAAUCCAUAAAGGGUAACUUUAUGCCUCCAAAUGUGGCAUUAGUGUAUUUUUUAUGUUCAAUUCUUUUCAAAAAGUUAUCUUCACCUAUUACCUGUGGCCUUUGUCAAAUGAGCAAAUCGAUGGCCCCAUAAGGAAUUCGUAACAAUUUCUAAGGUGGAAUAGGAUCAUGAAAUCACAUUCACCUGUUACAAUGUAUUUCCCAAUGAAGUCACCUAUUAUUUCCAAGAAUCCUUGUUAAUACUAAAAAAAUUUAAGUGUAAGAGGAAAAAUGUCCACAGCUAUUAAAAAUUGGAUUUAACAUGAAGUUACUAGUUGAAUAUACAAUCAUCAGGCAUAUUAACCUGUCAUAAUAAGCUUUGACAACCACUUGAAAUUCACAACUUAGUAGGCAGAACAAAAUAUUACCGUUAGCACUGUCAUUUUCAGAUUAUGAUGGGAGAGAGCCAUCUACUGGAACUUUCCAGGAAUUGACAUACCCGUGGAGUUAAGACAAACGGCAAGAUUCAAUUCCUUAAAAAGGUUGGAGAUAUAGCUGGGCAGAGCACUUGUGCCUCAGCACCACCGAAACAAAGUUAAAAUGCUUUCUCUUGUGUUUGUAAUGGUAAAUGUAGGGUAUUCUUGAUAGCAAAAGCAAAAUCAUUUUCCAAAUAAAAGGCACAUACCAUUAAGAUACCAAUACUCCUAGAUAAAGGAAGUGUUUCAUGUCAUGGACACUUACUCUGAAUUCCCAGUUUAAAAAAUGUUGAAUAAGAGGUUAGCAUGAACUUUAGUAUGGUUGUAAAUAACUCUUAUUAAAAAUUUUCUCUUGCAUUGAAGCAUGCCCCUUUUGUAAAUCCUACUUUCCAAAAACUGGUGCAAACCUGUAAGUGCUUUAUAGUUUUAUUAUUUUAGAUGUGAAAUUUGUGUCAAUCACGCAUUAAAAAUUUACUAAGAGUCCAUCAUUUCAAUUUUAAAAAACAAAGCAGCAUUCACAUUUAGAGAUAUAUAGCUGCUCAAGGGCCUGAGAAAAAUGUGUAAUACAGGUGAAAAAAUAUCAUUACAGAAAACUUUAAUAGCUGCCUUUGUAAUUAAACUACUGCUGAUAAAAACAUUCAUACAGAUGUUUUAAAUAUACCAGGGAUCUGCAAAUCUAAAUGUAGGAAAGGAGUGGCCUGAAUUUAUAAGCA